Messenger RNA from Solanum dulcamara, 2638 nucleotides. RefSeq names its product pentatricopeptide repeat-containing protein At5g42310, chloroplastic-like. The coding region runs from base 454 to 2007 and encodes 517 amino acids. Lineage: Eukaryota; Viridiplantae; Streptophyta; Magnoliopsida; Solanales; Solanaceae. The record is from RefSeq and is a predicted model, not a curated record. Gene Ontology annotation, molecular function: protein binding. The transcript has 7 exons.
UAAUUAUCUUUGUUCUUCUGAUUGUGUUAUUUGAGGCUAUUUUUACAAAUCUUCCUUAAAUUGGGCUAAAAUCUAAAAGUGUCCUCAAAUCAUCCUUUCCUCCACCAACUUCAAUCUGUGAAAACCCAAAAACAACCUUACAUUUAGAGAACAACGGCAGUACUUCUUUCUUCAAGACCAUAAGGGUAGAUUCGCCAUUACAUAUCAUCAUCAUCAUCCUAAAAACUUGUUUGCAGAAAAAUCCACUGCUAACUUUGCUCCAUUUCAUCAAUUCGAACUGUCGAAAUCCAAUUGUAAGAAAUUGCUAUCUCCAAUGAUUUUUUGCCUAACAGUCAUGCAUAAAAAUUUAAUAUCUGCUUUUUUUACUCAAAUGAAUGUGGAGAUUUUUUUGGUAGGGGAAUCGAACCCGCAAUAAGGUGAAAAUUCAGUGAGAAUAUUUCUUGCAAAAGAGACAUGCAGAUCCGGCAAAAGCUUUUUUUUGGAUCCAGUCCAGCUAUAUGUCCUCAUAGUGUGUGGGGAUUUGUACCUGCAUAUCUAAAGCAACGCAAGAUGCUGCAUACGUCAUGUCAGAUUAUAUUGCAAAGUAGAGCUAAACGAUGUGGCUUUUUAGUUAAUUGUCUUAUUGGAACCAUUGAAAACUCAAAUAAUGAGCACCAGACUUGUCAUAGAAAUGGUGAGGAAAUUUCAUAUGAUUUGUACAAUGAGUCCAUUUGUGAGUUGUGUACUGAAGGCAAUGUUGAUAAGGCAAUGAGAUUGCUUUCCCAGAUGGAGGCUUUGGGUUUUCAUCCAAGUUUUGUAUCUUAUAGCAGCCUGAUUGCUGCCCUUGGAAGUGUUGGCAGGACUUUGGAAGCUGAUGCAGUCUUUCAAGAAAUGCUAUGUUCUGGUCGCAAACCAAGGAUAAAGGUGUUCAAUACCUUACUUAGGAGCUUCUUGAGAAAAGGCCUCUUAAGGCUAGCAGAUAAGGUCUUGAUGUUACUCGAAGAAUUGGCUGUUGACAGGAACCAAGAAACUUAUGAGAUCCUGCUUGAGUAUUAUGUCAAUGCUGGGCGGCUGGAAGAUACUUGGUUAAUUGUUGCCAAAAUGAGGAGAGAAAGUUAUCCUUUAAAUUCUUUCGUGUAUAGUAAAAUAAUUGAACUGUAUAGGGACAAUGGCAUGUGGAAAAAAGCACUAGGCAUUGUGGAAGAAAUCCGCGAGAUGGGGCUACGACUAGAUAAGCGCCUCUUUAAUAGCAUCAUUGAUACUUUUGGCAAGUAUGGUGAGUUGGGAGAGGCCUUAGAAGUAUUUGACAAAAUGCGCCGACAAGGCAUAAAGCCUGAUUUUAGAACAUGGAAUUCUUUGAUCCGGUGGCAUUGCAAGUUUGGGCAUCUAGAUACUGCUAUAGAAUUGUUCAAUGAGAUGCAAGAGCAAGGACUAUACCCUGAUCCUAAGAUCUUCAUUAUCAUUAUUACCCAUUUAGUGGAGCAGGGAAAGUGGGAGGUUAUUGAUAAAAUUCUUGAGAGUAUGCAAGGGAGAGGACAUCACAAGAGUGGGGCUAUUUACGCCCUCUUGGUUGAUAUUUAUGGCCAGCAUGGGAGAUUUCAGGAUGCAGAGUAUUGUUUAAAUGCCCUAAAAUUGGAAGGCCUUCAGCUUUCACCUAGCAUCUUUUGUGUCCUGGCCCAUGCCUAUGCUCAGCAGGGAUUAUGUGAGCAGACUGUAAAGGUUCUGCAGAUAAUGGAAGUCGAAGGAAUGGAACCAAACCUUAUAAUGCUAAAUAUGUUGAUAAAUGCUUUUGGGAAUGCUGGUAGGCAUAUGGAGGCACUAUCAAUUUACCACCAUAUAAAGGAUAUGGGUAUUACUCCUGAUGUGAUUACUUAUAGCACUUUAAUGAAGGCUUUUAUGAGGGCUAAGAAGUUCGAUCAGGUCCCCAAGAUAUAUAGUGAAAUGGAAUCCACUGGAUGUACGCCAGACAGAAAGGCUAGAGAAAUGUUGCAAUCAGCAUUGAUGAUCCUUGAACAGAGACACUGUUAGUUUAAGUAUAAGUAGUUAGCCUUAUUAGGCUGUAUAACUGCUGUUGUUUGCUUCUUCAAUCAGAAGAUGAUGUACAGCACCAGAAACUAUAAACACUUUUGAUGCUGCUCACUGUAAUUUUUGAGGACUUCGAUGCUCAACUUAUCUGUUGUAGCUCUUCCUCGUGCCUUGUUUAUAAGGAACAUCAUUUAACCUGUGAGAUCACAUAUCUCCCUGAAUAUGGCGGAGUCACUUGUCAUUUUUGAGCCCCAGAUGUACUUCUCUUCGUCUGCAUUAUUGCUAUAUCAACAGGAAAUCAUCAAGCUCAAUUCGAUAUGCUUACAGAUUAGACUCCACGCGUUUCUUGGAUUAUUUGAUGCUGCAUAGAGUUUAUCUCUUACUGUAGCAAUGCAAUUUGCACCUUGAUUAACUUAUAUAAUUUGAAGGAGAUAAAAACAACGUUUCUGAAGACUAAAAGAGUGUACUAUUGCAGCUGUAGAUUCCAUUGCUGGAUGCAGAACCUGCAAAUGACAACACUAAAUCAGAAAGAGGAUGCAUUGUUUGUAUCAUGCAUAUAAAUUCUUUCUUCAUUUGUAAGACUUGGAAGUACAACCACAACAUAUCAAUGUAAUCCCACAAAGUAGAGUUUGAA